AUGCGGCGGCCCCCCGAAGUCUUCGCCGAAAGCUCCGAAGAAGACCAACUCGCGGCUCUCUUUCCAGACACCUGGCGCGACUUCGCGGCUUCUCUUCGCCGCCGCCCGGGGCCCCCAAACGCCUCCCAAGAGGCCCCACAAAACCCCUUCGGGGGGGCCCCGGGGGGCCCCCCGGGGGGCCCCUGCUUUUCGGGAAGGGCUGGAGAAGGCGAGGAGUGUACGUACACUGCAGUGGGGGAGGUGCGGGAGCUGGGAGAAGCAGCAGCAGCAGCAGAUCAGUUUGUGCUGCUGAGUUCUGCUGCUGACGGAGAAGCAGCAGCAGCAGCUGCUGCUGCUGCUGCUGCUGCUGCUUUCCCGCUGCUGUUUCCUCCGCAAGAAGAAUUCAGCAAAGCCAAAGAAAGUGAAAAGGAUUUUUUAAAUGAAAAAAGCCGCAACACCUGCAGCAAAUUCAACAUACCUCUUCUUCCUUUACAGAACAUCAACAGCAGCAGCAGCAGCAGCAGCAGCAGCAGCAGCAGCAGCAGCAGCACGAAUGGACCACUGGUCAUUCCUUUCCCAGCUGGAGAAAGCAGAAGCGAAUUUGAAGCUGCUGAAAGUGCAGAAGAAGAAAAACAAGACACGGCUACUGCAGCAGCAGCAACAACAGCAGCAGCAGCAGCAGCAGCAACAGCAGCAGCAGCCGCAACAGCGGCAACAGCAGCAGCAGCAGCAGCAGCAGCAGCAGCAGCAACUGGAAAUGAACCUGAAAGUGCAUUCAGCUUUUGCUUAAUGAGCGAAAACAAAAAAAAAAAUAAAAGAAGAACUUUGGAGGCCCCUCGCAGCCACGACGUUUAUGCCAAGCUAACUGUUGCAAUUCAAAGACAAGCAGCAGUGGAGUCUGGCGGGCGGCGUUUGCUGUCUGCUGCUGCUGCUGGUUUUUUGUGUUUUGGAAUUUCUUGUUUUGGAAAAACUGAAAAAGAAAAAAAUGAAGAAAUAAAAAAAGAAAUCCAAAGAAUCUGCAGCAAGCGGCGAGCAGCAGGCUCUGCUGCUGCUGCUGCUGCUGCUGCUGCUGCUGCUGCUGGCAGCAGCAGCAGCAGCAGCAGCAAAAAGCGCUACGAGUGCGACUUGCUGCUCUGCUUUCUUUGCCUCUUCAAGGAAAUCAAAAGACAAAAAAAACAAAAAGAGAUUUUCAAAAACAAACUUUCCAAACUGCAGCAGCUCAUUCGCGUGCUGCAGCAGCUCAGAAGCGAGAUCCGCUUCAGCAGCAGCAGCAGCAGCAGCAGCAGCAGCGGCAGCAGCAGCAGCAGCAGCAGCAGCAGCAGCAAGCAGCUCUGCAGUUCCGAGGUGGGUGCCAGUUUGAAUUGCAAUUCAAAUUCGAAUUUUUAUUCGGGCAAAGAAGAGCUCGUCAGUGCAGCAAAAGUUUGCUUAAGAAUCAGCAGCAGCAGCAGCAGCAGCAGCAGCAGCAGCAGCAGCAGCAGCAGCAGCAGCAGCAAAAAGGAAAGCGGAAGUCUUCAGCAGCAGCUUUCGGGCUUUUUGGGGGCUGACGAGUUGCAGCAGUGA
Messenger RNA from Eimeria necatrix, 1539 nucleotides. RefSeq lists its product as hypothetical. The transcript is spliced from 2 exons. NCBI's taxonomy places the organism in Eukaryota, Apicomplexa, Conoidasida, Eucoccidiorida, Eimeriidae. The coding region runs from base 1 to 1539 and encodes 512 amino acids. Gene Ontology annotation, molecular function: ice binding. The record is from RefSeq and is a predicted model, not a curated record.